AUGAAGUUCGCACUCCUUCUCGCUUUGACUGUGGCCGUCGCUGCCUUCGCUCAAGACCAAAUUGCCCUACCCAAAGUUGCUUGGGGCGAUGAGGCCCCUGAAGACGGUUUCGAAAUCCUCGGGGGACAGGAAGCCCAACUCGGCAAGCACCGUUACGUGGCUGGGCUCAAGGUGUCGCCCAAUAAUGUGACCGUGUGCGGCGGCAGUCUGAUCGCCCCCAAUGUCGUUUUGACAGCGGCGCAUUGCUUGACCGGUAAACUACGUACUGUAGUCGUGGGCACGCACUAUUUAACCGGUUUUGCCGACGGGGAACUGGCCAAUGUCACUCAGGAAAUCAAACACCCCGAUCGCUACGACGUGGGCAUCGCAAUCUUGGACCGCAACAUCACGACCAUCGAACCUGUGAAGGUGUCGUUUGAAUUCGUUCCGGCGGACGUGCUCACUUGGGUACGCGGCUGGGGAUUCGUCACGUGGGAUGGCCCCCAAUCGCCAGUGCUCAAGGAGGUCAACGUCACGACCUGGAACAACACCAGGGCCUCGGCUGCGUUGACCUCCUCGCCAAGGCCCUUGUACGACACGGAGUUGGGUGCUGGAGGGGUGAAAGGAGAAGAUUCGUGUAACCGCGACUCGGGGGGACCGUUGACCAUCGAAGAAAACGGUACCGUGCGCUUGGUGGCGGUGGUCGCCUGGGGCGAUGGCUGUGGUAAGAUCGGCAAGCCAGGAAUCUAUGAACGCACCAGUGCUGCUCGUGCCUUCAUUGAACCGUACUUGCCGAAGUAA
Molecule: messenger RNA, 780 nt
Organism: Aphanomyces astaci
Lineage: Eukaryota; Oomycota; Saprolegniomycetes; Saprolegniales; Verrucalvaceae
Exons: 1
Coding region: 1-780 (259 amino acids)
Biological process (GO): proteolysis
Molecular function (GO): serine-type endopeptidase activity
Source: RefSeq, a predicted model, not a curated record